AUGCCCAAAGUCAAGGCCCUUCGCCCGCACAAGACUUCUCUCCGGACGCAACUUGCUAUUUCCGCUGGCUUAUCUCAUGACUACAACCCUCGUAAUCUGGAAGAAGGUUACUAUUUAGCCUACCACACCGUGCUCACGGAACUAUUCGACGCUCAACUUCGUGAUCAAAUAUUUACUCGUUCCCGCACCACGAUUUCUGUCUCAUCUGCAGAGCUUGAACGAUUAAGGCUGGCUCACCUUUAUGCCUCUCAUGUGCCGGCUCCUGAGCAGGAAGAGCCUGCUCAACCCGAUGGCAAACAGUUAACCCGCACCGAGCAGUUAAUGAAGAACCGAGAGAAAACCUUGAAGGCAAGCGAGCAGAAAGCCAAGCAAGAACUCACGAUUUUGCUGGCGAAGGGUCAGGAAGCUUAUGACAAGCUUGUAAAAGUGCGACAUGAUGCGGAAGAUCCGAAAGAUGCGCUGGAGAAUACUUCGUUCACCUCUCAAGGCACAGUUGCCGAUGGAGGCAGCUUGAACAUAGUUCCAGACUUUACUGGAUACCACCUAGUCGCGCUGAAGGAGCUGAAGCCCACCAACAAGGAUCGCUUGUAUGCGUGGAGAGUGCGUAACAAGUUAAGAAUUAUUCACGAGUGCUCUCCGUUCUUCCUCGAGAACAAGACCUCGCCCACGCGGCAUAAACCCAACUACAUUGUCCAGCGGAACAUUUGGGAUCAGGAUCUCGAGGACUUAUUAACUGAAGCCGCGGAGGAUCUCAUGUUCUAUUGUUGCGUCUACUUGGCAAAGGACUUAUCUGCCAAGUCAGUCGUGGUAAUGGUGGCCAGUGGAUUUCACUGGAGAUGGGUUCAAUUCUCCCGGGACGAAGUUCCGGAAAUGGAGUUUGAUGUUUCGGUGGAGGAACUUCGCAAGAGAAACCCCGCUUGGAAGGUGAAAGCCGUGUUCGAUGCCGCCGUCAGAAAACUUGCCAAUGCAAAAAUCUUCGUACUGGGCACCGAGGCUUCGGAUCGUGAAUUGACUGCAAUGCGCGAUGCGACCAUUUCCAUUGUCAACAACCACGUAGCAUAUGGUCCGACCAUGCUCGCCACGCAACCUAAAGCAAAAAGAAGAAAAAAGGCAGUGGUAGGCCAGGCUAUUGACGAGGGGAACACGUCCGAAGUUGAGCAGUAUAAACCAGGAGACGAGAACGAGACGGAGGCCGAAGAAACCUGGUGGGAGGACAGCGGUGAUGAAGACGGUGAUGAAGGCGGUGAUGAAGGCGGUGAUGAAGGCGGUGAUGAAGGCGGUGAUGAAGGCGCCGCGUUGUUCAAGUUGAACGUUGGGGAGUAA
Pleurotus ostreatus (oyster mushroom) is the source of this 1323-nucleotide messenger RNA. RefSeq lists its product as uncharacterized. Bases 1 to 1323 code for a protein of 440 amino acids. The record is from RefSeq and is a predicted model, not a curated record. Lineage: Eukaryota; Fungi; Basidiomycota; Agaricomycetes; Agaricales; Pleurotaceae. The transcript has 3 exons.